AGCACUGGUCGAUUUUGACAGCGCCGCGUGGAAUGUGGAUAGCAAGUGGAACCUAAUCGGACGCAUGUUGUGUUGUGUACAAAAAGAAACGUCAAACUAAAGUCGAGCGAACCAAAACUAAACGGCCAAGAAAUAAGCAAACCCACUAUAAAACGGAAAGGAUAAGGCACAGGAAAUACGAUUGCUUACCAGAGAGAGCGGCGGACCCGUAGCGAACCGCUCCCCCAAAUAGCGGCUGUCCCAAAAAAUCGCCCACAAGAGAAUCCACCAAAAACCCAUUUGCCCACUCACACACACACACACACGCGCAGCCAAGGAGCAAAAGAAGAAUUGCGCCAGAAGAAGCAGCAGCAUAAAGAAUCUAGUAGUGCAAACACCCGGAUCCACAGGUACUCGUUCCAGAGAUUGGAACAGCGCCACAGGAACAGCCAAGCAGUCAGCAGAAGAUCACCAGUAUCAGCUACCAGUUAGCAUCAUAAUUGCCAGGAUGAGCAUGGAGAAAGUAGCCAACAAGCAGUACGAGACGAAAAACUGGCCAGAUAUCGUCGACAGCGACGACAGCGAUGUGGAUAACGAGAUAGAUGUGGACAACCUGCCGCCACUGGAGGUGGGUCCCGGCGAGAACCGGCUGCAGCACACAUACUGCCUCUGGUUCUCUCGCAAGGAGACGCAGCGGGCGGCCGCCGACUACAGCAAGUCGCUGCACAUGGUCGGCCGGUGCGCCAGCGUGCAGCAGUGGUGGUCGCUCUACUCGCACCUCAUCCGGCCCACAGCCCUGAAGCCCUACCGGGAGCUCCUCCUCUUCAAGCAGGGUAUCGUGCCGAUGUGGGAGGACCCGGCGAACAGCAAGGGCGGACAAUGGUUGAUACGGCUGCGCAAGAACAAGGUCGACCGGGCCUGGGAGAACGUUUGUAUGGCGAUGCUCGGGGAGCAGUUCCUCGUCGGCGACGAGAUAUGCGGAGUCGUGCUACAGACGAAAUAUCCGAUAAAAACCGAACACAGCCGGCCAAUGCAUACAAAUGAGCGAAGGAGUCCUGGAGUCACGUAGCCACCAGGACGCACCUCAUCCCUUGGAGCGGCGGCGAAGCGGUGGCUCUAAUUAAGACAGGCCUGUCCUGGUCUGGGCCAAAAUUAAUGGAUCCCACGAGCGGCGGAGGAGCAUUUUCGGUGUUCACACAAAUUAAAUUCCAUCAAGUUUAUUUGCUGUAAAUGAGGCAGUGGCACAAAAGGAGUGGAAGUGCCGGGCCUAAUUUAAUUUGCCCACCCUUAACCCGUUGUGCCCCCAACACGUGUUGCCAUGUAACAACCAUUUGCCACUUAGAAGCGAAACAAUAGGCCUAUAGACAACUACACUUGGACACCCAGAUGCUAAAUCAGAUCGUUAGGUUUAUAUUCGUUGAAUUUUCCAUGUAAAUAGUCAUUAUAAUUAUUAUUGUGGUCUACGCUGGAUUAAAAUUCAGCGGUUAUCCCAGGAAAACCGAAAGUUGUAAACAUAAAUCUAAUAUUUAUUACGAAACUUCAUAUGUGUGCAUCUUGCAAAUGCUAUGAUUGUAAAAUUAAAAACGAAAUACAAAGCAAAGAGACGAAAGAGCAGAGGGCAAAUCUAUUAAUUAGUAAUUAUUAUAAUGUGAUGUUAUAUAUAUAAAUGAAUCUUUAACAAGAAACCUAAAGCAAGUAAAGCAGAAAAAUGAAAAAUAUACAAAACUGUUAACCAACGUAACAAAUUUCACUAAGUAGAUUUUUCGAAUUAAAUUUAAAUUAUAAUAAAUACAAAUUAUAGCAAGAAAAGCGGAUAAAAAACAAAAGAACUUUGCUGUAAACACGAUAUAAAACUGCGUUUUUCUACUAAAAAUGAAUAUGUAAAAUGAUUUUUCAAACUUAGAAUACCUACCCCAUAUUCCUAAUUAUAUAAAAACCAAUUAUACAUAUAUAAAUUACAAAUUCUAUGUAAAUGUUGUGCGUAUAUAAAGCAAAGCGUAGAAUCCCACAUUCAAAAUCUUUCAGUUAUUUAUUAUGUGUGUGCUAUAUCUUCUCUAUGUAUACAUAAAAAGAGCGCUUGGCUUCGACUAGCUAACAUUUUGGGCCUUAAACCAACCUACUCAAGCCGGGGCCUUGGUGUUCUUCUUAUUACCCAGCAUUCUUCAGAUCGAUAUAUCUAUAUACCCCUGGGGAGGGGAGCAACCCACACACUACUCGUUAUUCUAUAUCUACGUGAAUGUGUUCGUUUCUAAACUUGUAAAAAAGCACGCACCCCUCCCGCUCAGACACGAAAUGUUUGUAAAAUAUUGAAUGAGAGAAAACGAUGGAAAAUACGAAAUUAACCUAUAAUAUUAAUACGAUUUUCGAGAGUAAAGGAAGAAAACAUUUUAGUUUUUCUACUUGAAUCGCAUUUCUUCCACUUUUCACCAAUCAAAUCAAAUUUACAUGAAAAAAAAACGAUACGAAGAAUUGAAUUUUGAGUCUCUUCAAUCCUCAAGCUCAAAACCCAAACAAAAUAAAUACAAACUUAAAAAUAAUGAAGUUUCUAGGUUCUAUUAUUUAGUUGUCUUGUUAUUUAUAUGUUUAGCUUUAGUUCUUGUCUAAUUUAUUUAUAAGUUUUGGCUCCGCAAUAAAUACAGACAAUUAUAUAUAUUUUUCUAUAAUUUGUUUCAUUUUAUCAUUUAUUGAUUGUGAACGAAAAAGGAAAAAAAAUUAACUUAGAAAAUAAUAACAAAUGAAAUGCUAAAUUUAAGCGCAAAAGUUCAAUUAAUAAAAAUUAGAAUUUUAAUAUUAACAUAAUUUGGACUAUUUAUAUAUACAUACGCAUAUAUAUACAACUCUAUAUAUGAAUAAUUAGUAACAAAUCAAAUCAAUUUCCAUAACAACCGCCAGAAAAAAAACCAAAAAAAAUAUAUAUAUAUUCUUAGUGACGAGUGCAACAAAAAUCACUCGUGCAAUUGUACUUUAAAAUUGAAUAAAAUUCAAAAAAGAAAAAAAUUAACAGUGGAGGUGGAAAAGGAACGAAUGGAAUGGAAUAGAGCGUUACGUGCAACUCUGUUUUGCGUAGGGUUGCCAACGCCAACUUGCAGGCAGCCUUCAGAAGAGGCCAGCAAUAGUCGAAACACAAGCAGACGCACUCACACACAUGGCUUGAGAUCAGGAGAGCGAAAGGGACAGAUAAAAAGCAGUGGCUUCAGCGCGAUGUUGAAUUGAUAGAUUGAUGAUUAUUUUUGGUGGAUGUGUCGUGCAUUGGGAGCAGCAAUUGCAACAAUAAUUCCAGGCAUAUCGAAGCAUUUUUACUCAGCACUCAGACGACAGCAAUCAGCGAAAUCGGCAACCAAAACUGAUGGCAAUAACAAGCAAAAGAAAACCAAUUCGGGAUCAGAGAGCGAAGACAAACAGGAUGAUGGAGAAACCACACACAGAGACACAAACAUACACACACGAACACCAUCACAAUAAAGGACGAACGCAUACAAGUAAAUACUUAACGGGAUUCACAUAUGUAUAUUCAAGAAGCAAUAAUGAAAGUAUAUUUCCAAGUAUGAUAAAACAACCAAGAAAGUCGAGAACUAACAUGAAUAAAUAUUUAUACAUAUAUUUUAAUUAUAGUUACAAAUUAGCAUAUAUAUAAAUUAUACAUACAUACAAACAUAUAUACCGAAGAUAGUCCAAAUAAUUUAGCAAAGAAUGAAACCAAACGAAGUAAAGUUUAAUAUUUACAAAAUAUUAAAAUAUCAAUGUGCAAUUUAACAAGCGUUUAAAACACCACACUGACACAGCCACACAAAAGUAAUGCUACACCUAUAUAUACACACAUAUGUAAACCGAUUAUAAACAUUAUAUAUGCGUAUAUAUAAACAAAGUCGAUACGAACUAACGAUCCAUUUAAGAACAAGAGAGAAGGCGAGCGACGAACUUAGUGGCGUAAAACAAAUUAGUUUUGUGUGCGCACACGAACACCACAGUAAACCCUACUUAAAAGGAAAUCAAAAUUCAACUAACAAAACCACACGAAACCAAGCCGCGCUAAAUGCUACAAAAAGCGGUUCAAGUCAAGUUUUUGAGCAAAUACUCAUAAUUGUUAAAAAUGUUUAAAUAAUAUAAUAACAAAAG
Messenger RNA from Drosophila simulans, 4095 nucleotides. RefSeq names its product eukaryotic translation initiation factor 4E type 2 (gene eIF4EHP). Gene Ontology annotation, molecular function: RNA 7-methylguanosine cap binding; translation initiation factor activity. The coding region runs from base 488 to 1048 and encodes 186 amino acids. The transcript has 3 exons. Gene Ontology annotation, cellular component: eukaryotic translation initiation factor 4F complex. Gene Ontology annotation, biological process: translational initiation. Lineage: Eukaryota; Metazoa; Arthropoda; Insecta; Diptera; Drosophilidae. The record is from RefSeq and is a predicted model, not a curated record.